AUGCUUGUUAAUGAGGUUCGGGCUGGAAUGAGAGAUGUUGAUAGUGGAUACAUGAGCGAAUAUCUAUGCACGAUAGAGGACGGAGCAGUUUAUCAAAAUAAAAAUAAAAUCAUGAAAGGUAAUCUUACAAUUGUCGAUAAAAAAACUGAAUCUGGUGCAUUUCGCUAUGAGGAAAGAAUAAAAUCGUCUCAAUUUCGGGAGAACAUUGACUAUACUUUUGAUGAGGUUAAGAGUAUUUAUACCAUUCUUUCUCCUCAGUUGGCAAGGGAGAUUUUGAUAAUUCAAAAUCCCUAUAAUGAGAAUAUUGAUGUUUCUAGCAUAGUGGUAAAAGUGUUGGUUGAUUAUGAAAGUGAAAUUAAUGUCAAACCUCAAAUUGUUAUUGAUUUAGAAAAAAGGGAAGGAUUGAUUGAAGCAAGUAGAGGAAGAAAUAAUUUUCCUCAAUCUUUACCUCCUAGCAGAACAAAUCAGUUAAUCAAAGAUAAAAAAAAAGAGGCUAGUUCUCUUCAAAUUCAAGAAAUUGAUGUAGAUGUAGAAAUGAAUGAAGUUGAAAAUCCAAAAGAAGCCGAAAAAGGUGAUAAUAGAGAUAUGUCAGAAACAACAGAAAAACAACCACCUUUGAUACAAUUAGAUCCGCGUCAGUUAAAAGAUUUGAUAAUUACUGUUGAUUAUGUUACCAAGGAGUUAAAAAAUAUUGCUGAUAAAGAUAAAAAGAAGUUAGAAAAGUGUCAGUGUGAAACUAGUGAGAAAGUAAGAGUUGAUUAUAUUGAUAGUCAAGGAGAAGGCUGGAUUUAUUGUGAAAUUUGUGAACAAAGAAUAGAGAGUGCGGGACAUCAUGGCGUGAUUAAGAAUCGGAAUGACCCGAGGUUUUGGGGAUUGAAUGCUAAGGAAAGGCAUGCCAAGGAGGAAAAAAUAUUUGUUUUGGGAGUAUGGGAAGAGGGGGUAUUGGGGUUAGAAAAAACUUAUCUAAAAAUAAAGCCUUUAAUCAAGCAAAGAAAAGUCAGUGAGUUCGUGAAUAAACUGGUAGAAAAAGAAUUAUCUCAAACUGAAAAGCAAGAAAAAGAACAGUUAAGAAAACGACUAAUUGAAGCCUACAAAAGAGAAAGUGAAAACCAAGCUUUGCAAGAGGAAUUAGCCAUUUGGGACGAAAUAUCAGGAGAUGGCUUAGACGAUGAAUAA
Messenger RNA from Ambispora gerdemannii, 1176 nucleotides. The record is from the annotation of a GenBank genome assembly. Lineage: Eukaryota; Fungi; Glomeromycota; Glomeromycetes; Archaeosporales; Ambisporaceae.